AUGUCAGCAGACAGUCAGGAUCAGAGAGGGAGCUGUUCCUUCAGUCUUCAGUUUCCCAGCUCAUCUCCACCGGUUAGUGGUGAAGAACCCAAAGCAAACUGUGCAGACUUCAAUAACACAACAUGGCAAAAAUACAGAGAAAUGAAAGGUGUACAUGUCCAGUACCUGCUCCUGACACGAAGCAAUGCAGACUGCGCUAGUCUCUUCACCCAGGACUGGCUCAACGAUACACAGGAACAUACUGCACACUUUAACAGUACACUUCCCACUAAAAUCAUUAUUCAUGGAUAUAGAGCUCUAGGCAGGAAGCCAUCCUGGGUGAGUGGCUUAGCCUGGGCUUUGUUAGAGAAGGAGGAUUCGAACAUCUUGGUGGUAGACUGGCUCUUUGGAGCAUCUUUUGCCUAUAACAGAGUGGUGGAUAAUUAUAAAGAGGUGGCUGUACAGAUAGCAAUUCUUAUAAAUCAGCUGACGACCCUUGGAACUGAUUUGGAAUCAUUCCAUCUCAUUGGCAUAAGCCUGGGAGCUCAUGUAGCAGGAUUUGUAGGAACUCUGUUUAGAGGCAAACUUGGACGGAUUACAGGUCUGGACCCAGCAGGGCCGAUGUUCAAAAAUGCUGACCCAUCUGACCGCCUGGAUCCCUCAGAUGCCAUGUUUGUCGAGGCUAUACACACCGACUCUGACUAUUUUGGCAUAUCUAUUCCUGUUGGGCAUGUGGAUUUUUUCGUAAAUGGUGGGUUCGAUCAAACUGGAUGUGUACGGUCAAGUUUUUCAUCAAUAUAUGGCUAUGUAAUCUGUGACCAUAUGAGGGCGCUGUAUGUGUACAUGAGUGCACUAAGUGGCUCCUGUGCACUCACUGGCUUCCCUUGCUCCAGUUAUGAGAAUUUCCUGGCCGGCCAAUGUACCAGCUGUGAUGGCCCCUUCAUCAGCAUUUGCCCACAGAUAGGCUUGUUGAAGAACAGUGGGAUAACAAUGUCACCAUUACCCCUACAUGAGAAAGUCUACCUCCUGACUACAUCUGAAGCUCCCUUUUGUGUCCAUCACAUAAUGAUUGAGCUGAAAGUGUCCCCACUGAUAAAGGGUGCAGUGGUGCAGGUAACCCUGGUCUCCAAGCAAGACAUCAAGACAGAACAGAAACUCCAUCUAUAUUCUGAUGAAAACAUUUAUAAAAUAGUGGUCGGGCACCCAGAGCAUCUAUGUAAGAUUGAGUCGAUCCAUCUGAAGAAUACUGGAAUGUUUUUGUACAGACAAGGGAACAUCCACUUUGAAUACAUCUGUAUCUCCAGGAUCCCUAAAAUGAGGAGGCUGGACUCAUUGUGUGUGGAGAACAUAAGGAUUGGCAGGCAUGCACCAUGGUCACAUGAUUUUAUCCAGGUGUGCUGAAUGUCAAGAGGGAGAGCGUAAGCUCCACACAGUGGACCAAACUGGAAGAUACAUUUUACCAACGCACAAAGAACACACAUUAGAACUAAAUAUAUAAAGACAACAACAUUUAUUAAAGUGUUCCAUUAAAAGCACACAUAUUGCAUGUGUAUUGUAAAAAGAAAAAAAACAUUUAUAAAUGCGUUUUUCAGUGACAGUCCAAGGAUAUUCAGUCAGAUAUUACAGAGCAAUUAUAAUGCCUUUUAAUACUGGUCAAUUACUGGAGUUCAGUUUGAUGAUUUCUUUGCUCCUAAUAUCAAAUAAUGCAAUACUGUUCAGAUGAAAAGUCUUCACGUUGACAUCUCAUGUGUCUUAUUAACUUAACAUACACGUUUGACAUUUGUGAUAUACAGUAGCUUGGCAGCCUGGCUAUUAUUUAAUGUAUAAAUCUGUGAAAUGUAUAACAAUGUUCAGGCACAUUUAUGUACAACAUCUGGUAUUUAGAAUGGAGCAUAAAGCUUAAUCUACUGCAGGCAAAUUUUAGACUGGGAGUAAUAUCAGCCAUGCACUGCAUUUUCACUGAGGUUUUAUUAACGAAGAUUUGGCCCCAUGUAAAUACACUGAUUCCUUAUGGUGAA
Neoarius graeffei (lesser salmon catfish) is the source of this 1997-nucleotide messenger RNA. It is a transcript of the gene pla1a, whose product is annotated as phospholipase A1 member A. Gene Ontology annotation, molecular function: carboxylic ester hydrolase activity; lipase activity. Gene Ontology annotation, biological process: lipid metabolic process. The coding region runs from base 1 to 1380 and encodes 459 amino acids. The record is from RefSeq and is a predicted model, not a curated record. Lineage: Eukaryota; Metazoa; Chordata; Actinopteri; Siluriformes; Ariidae. The transcript is spliced from 12 exons.